AUGUGGAGGGCCGUGAAGCGCUUAGGGUUGCUCGUGGGGUUGGUGGCGGUGGCAGCACUGGUGGCCACCGUUGCCGAUGGCCGUCGUCUUGAGAAGGAUGUGACCUUGGAUGGUGGCCUUGGUGGCAGUAGCGGUGGAGCAGGAGCUAGUGGCGGUGCAAAUGGCGGAGCUGGCAGUGGAGGUGGUGUAGGUGAUGGUGGCACCGGAGGAAAGGGUGGAGGAGGUUCCGGUGAUAGUGCAGGUGGCGGAGCUGGCACUGGGGUGAUGUAGGUGGUGAUGGCGCCGCAGGAGGGAAAGAAGGUGCCGGAGGUUCCGGUGGCGGUGCAAGUGGCGGAGCUGGCAGUGGAGGUGGUGUAGGUGGUGAUGGCGCCGCAGGAGGGAAAGAAGAUGCCGGAGGUUCCGGUGGCGGUGCAAGUGGCGGAGCUGGCAGUGGGGGUGGUGUAGGUGGUGAUGGCGCCGCAGGAGGGAAAGAAGGUGCCGGAGGUUCCGGUGGCGGUGCAUGUGGCGGAGCUGGCAGUGGGGGUGAUGUAGGUGGUGAUGGCGCCGCAGGAGGGAAAGAAGGUGCCGGAGGUUCCGGUGGCGGUGCAAGUGGCGGAGCUGGCAGUGGGGGUGGUGUAGGUGGUGAUGGCGCCGCAGGAGGGAAAGAAGGUGCCGGAGGUUCCGGUGGCGGUGCAGGUGGUGGAGCUGGCAGUGGGGGUGGUGUAGGCGGUGGCAGCACCGGAGGAGGGAAAGAAGGUGGAGCAGGUUCUGGUGUUGGAGCUGGGGGUGAUGGCGCAGUCGGAGGAGGAAAGGGAGGGGAUGGAGGUGAUGGUGGCGGAGCUGGAGGUGGUGGCGCCGGCGGAGGUGGAAAUGGAGGCGGUGGAGGUGCUGGUGGUGUCGCUAGAGGAGGUAAGAGAGGUGGUGGGGGUGGCGGUGGCGGAGGAGGCGGUGGCGGGGGAGGGGGAGGGGGAGGCGGUGGAGGCGACGGUGGCUUCUAG
Spirodela intermedia is the source of this 977-nucleotide messenger RNA. NCBI's taxonomy places the organism in Eukaryota, Viridiplantae, Streptophyta, Magnoliopsida, Alismatales, Araceae. The record is from the annotation of a GenBank genome assembly.